CGGUCUCUUGCUGGGUUCUUGACGACCAUCGUAUUUUCCAUGCCUUGCCAGCCGUUGCACUGACGGUUUCGGCUCGGCAGGCAGACUCGAUUGAGUUCGAUCGCGUACACACACACACACACAUUCGAACAAACCAAACCCAUGCUGCUGCUGAGCGACUUUUGCCGGGACGGACGCCACCAACGCGGGGAAAGCGUUGCCGUGGACGUCGGGGUCGACUUUGCGCUCGCUCCGGGACGACCCACCACGAGCGCAAGGGUCUCCCUGGAGGCCCUCAUGGGGCUCUUGCUCCGAGACGGAGACUACGCCCGCAUCGAAGCGCACCGAGGCGGCGGCAACGACAGCGACAACGACAGCGACAACGACAGCGAAUCCGCGCUGCACGGGGCAGUGGUCCGGCUGGAGCUCAUGGACGAAGACGAGGAGGAAACGUGGGCGUUGUCGCUGGCGGACGAACACCAAAGCCGCGGCAGCAAUGGCAGCGGAAGCGAUCGCCACCACUUCUGCUACAAGCGCCCCCGCAGUCAGAAGGAUUCCCCGCCCUCCCUGUGCGUCGUCUCGCCCGUCGUCCUGGCCAACCUCGGGGUCUCUCCCCUGGCCAUCGCCGCGGAGGCAUCGGGAAACGACAGCGACGGCGACAACGACAAGGCCGGGGAUGCGGUGUCCUUCCGGCUCGUGGCCUUUGGUGGCGCGGCGAGGGUUGCGGACCGCGUCCUCCUCCGGCCCCUCGGCCGCCGGCCCGAGUGGCCCUAUUUUCCGCUGGCGCCAGCGCGGCCGGUGCACGCGGGUUCCAGCCACCAAGACCACGAUGACGGCGGCGACGACGGUGACAAUGCCUCGGCCGGGGAAAGCGAUUCGGAAGGAAGUAGCACCAGCAACGACGACGACGCGUGGAUCUUUCCGUCCCGCGACGGAAUGCCACUGGAAGAAUCCACGCUCUGCGGCGUUGCGGUUCCUCCCCCGUCGCACCACCGGGAAGACGAGAAUGGCGGAGAAUCCGGCCGUCCCAGCGGAGACGCCUUGCUGCACUGCUACGAGGUCCUCCGCAUCGAAGGCGACGGCGGGGGCAGCGUUGUGGACGACGGCGGCGAACGCGGUGGUGGCUUCUGCAUCACGGGACCGGACACGGAAUUCGAGCUGGACGGCGAGCCCAUUGCUUUUUUCUCGUUCGUUCGGCGGCUGCCGCAGGUCCUGCCCCCGUUCGCCCGGUCCGGCGACGAACCGACCGCAGUCGGUGCCGGAGGUCCCCCCCACCCGGACUGGCGGAGGGUGGCCGAGGCGCUCUUUCACGCCCCCCUGCUUGGAGACGUUGACGCGGCGGCGAUGGCGAACGCGGGCUGCGGCGUUGAAGCUGCUGCUUCCGAAGGCGCGGCCCGGGUGCUGCACCUGGUCGGAACCGACCGGGAGCACGGCCUCCGGUCCUGCGUCGAGCAGGCCUCCGAAAGGAUCGGGAUGCGGUGCCUCUCGGUCCGUGGCCUGGCGGCCUUUGGCUACGAGCGGCGGCGCCGCAAGGGGAGAAAAAGCCCCAUUCGGUCGGAAGCACCCGUUUCGGUCGGAUCGGCGACGAUCGAGCAGCAGCUCGCCGGGAUCGAGUCCGCCUUUGAUUGCAUCCGGAGCCGGCGGAUGGAGCCCUGUUUGCUGCACUUUUGCGACGUCGACGAGGAGCUGGCGGCGUCUGCUUCCACCGGAGACGAAAGCCUCCGCUGCCAGACCGAGGACCGGUUCUGGUCCAAAUGGAUGGAGGGACUAGCGCGGGCUCCCUGGAACGCACGACCCGGCAACGGCCCUUGGCACGGCAGGGCACCGAGCCCUCCCGGUGGCGAAGGCAUCGCCGACGGGGUGGAUUAUCGAUAUACGCCCCGGGUCCUCGUCGUAGUAUCCACCACCGCUCCCCUGAAAAAGGGUCCCUGGAUGGAGAGAUUGGUCUUCCCCUCCAUAACCCUGUCGCACCCCGACGAGAGCUACAUUCGCUAUCUGUGGGAUCAUCCCGCAUCCAGCUCGGUUCGCAACAUCGGGAGAAACGAGCAGGCAGGACGGUUUGCGGACGAAAUGAUGCCACUCCUGCGGGGGCGUCCGGUGCGGGAGAUUGUUCGGCUCCGGCAGGCAAUGCUAUCGGAACUGGCGAAAGACUCCGCCAGGGGCAGCAGCGGGGGAGGUGGCGAUGGCGAGAGUGAUGGUGAUGGCGAUGGCGAUGGCGAGAGCAAUAGCGAGAGCAAUAGCGAGAGUGACGGCGACGGCCACGGCGACGAUGAAACGACCGUUCACCUCCGGAGGCUCUGCAACGAGUUCGACGCGGGUCGGCGAAAGAAGUCCUCCGAUGUUUCAUUGAUUUCAAACGUGUCCUGGCAAGACGUGGGGGGACUGGACCAUGUCCGAGCGGAGAUCAUGGACGCCAUCGAACUGCCACUGAAGCACCCCCGCCUCUUUCCCCGGAACACCGGUCGCUCCGGAAUACUCCUGUUUGGCCCGCCCGGAACGGGAAAGACGCUGGUGGCCAAGGCCGUCGCAAACGAGUGCGGCCUGCCCUUUCUGUCCGUCAAGGGCCCCGAGCUCCUGGGAAGCUACGUCGGCGAGAGCGAGGCCAACAUUCGCAGGGUCUUUGCGUCCGCACGCCUGGCCGCCUCGAACAACCUCCCCAUCGCGGCCUCGAUCCUGUUCUUUGACGAAAUGGACAGCCUCGCACCCCGCCGGGGGGAAACGGACCACGGCGGGGGCGUCAUGGAACGGGUGGUCGCCUCGCUUCUGGCGGAACUGGACGGCGGCAGCUCCGGCUCCCCGCCGCAGAACGGCCGGGUCUUUGUCCUGGGCGCCACCAACCGCCCCGAUCUCCUGGAUCCGUCCCUGCUGCGCCCCGGUCGGCUGGACCGUCUGGUGUACAUGGGCAUCCCCACCGACCACGGGGAACGGACGAGGGUGCUCGCGUCCCAGCUCCGAAAGAUGAAGCUCGAAGCCGACCCAAUGGACCUGGCCGGCUCCGUGGUGGAGCGGUUGCCGCCGAGGCUGACGGGAGCCGACAUGUCCAAGCUCUCGAGCGGGGCCAUGCUCCACGCGAUCCGGCGGUUGUGCCUCGAGGCCGACCGGGCACGRGACGAACGAGGCGGUGGCGUUWCGAUCGAUCGGAUCCUGGAAGAAUGGGGCGAGGAAAAGUGCACCCCCGUCGUCACCCUGGACGACCUGCUGCUGGCCUCCGCGGAGGUGUCUCCGAGCGUAUCGGAGGAAGAAMUGAAGCGCUACGAGCGGCUGAGGAUGGAGCACUGCUCGAGCCCMCGGGCCACAUAGAACAAAAACAACAAACGSCUCGAGCGGUCUUUUGAACGACAAACAGUUUGCUUUCCGGGACCUGUCAACAGAGAGAAAAAUAUACAUGGCUAGUUAUA
Molecule: messenger RNA, 3377 nt
Organism: Pseudo-nitzschia multistriata
Lineage: Eukaryota; Bacillariophyta; Bacillariophyceae; Bacillariales; Bacillariaceae
Source: the annotation of a GenBank genome assembly